Parastagonospora nodorum SN15 is the source of this 747-nucleotide messenger RNA. RefSeq lists its product as hypothetical. The record is from RefSeq and is a predicted model, not a curated record. Bases 1 to 747 code for a protein of 248 amino acids. NCBI's taxonomy places the organism in Eukaryota, Fungi, Ascomycota, Dothideomycetes, Pleosporales, Phaeosphaeriaceae. The transcript has 4 exons.
AUGGGCUUUCCCAGAAUGACAAACUACAACAGGGGAAAGAAAGGGAAAGAUGAUAAAGACAAGAAAGGAGAAGGCAAAGAUGACAAAGAUAAGAAAGGAAAGGGAAAAGAUGAGACAACGAAGUCGAGUUCUCCGCCAAGUAGAAGAAAUACGCCGAAGAAUUCACCCUCACCACGCACCGACAAUGACAUGGAGUUGUACGAGGAUCCACCACCAAUAGGAGCAACUCGGAACCAACAAAGUCGUGGACAGGGGAGUCAAGGGCAAGGAUAUCAAUUAAACCAAUUGCCUGCCGCACAAGGAAGCCAGAGUCAGGGUCAUCGAAGCCAACAGCAAACGCAGCAACAGGGGCAGUAUGGACAACAACAGGGUUAUGGAAGUCAACAGCAAGGUAGCCCAACCCAGUGGGUGCAACCAAGUCAGCAACGAGGCCAAGCCUCAAGAUCCCAGCAGAUCUUCAUCACCAGCUACAAGACCACUUCUGCCAGCAAUCCUUCAUUCACUAUCGCAUCGCAACCAGUGAAGCCUGUGGAAGAGAAUGUACCACAACGCAAGAGGAAGAGAAAUAUGGAAACUUACUCUAAGGACAUGGCUACUGAUUGGAACUGCUGUAAGAACUCGAGCAAUCCCUAUUCAACGAGAAGGUGCUCCAAUAUCACUGGAAAGAAGGUGAAGAACAAGAUGGGUCAGCUUGUGAACGAGGACGAUGGUUUGUGGGACUUGAGGGAGAAAAAGAUGCAUUACUAG